Messenger RNA from Camelus dromedarius (Arabian camel), 3168 nucleotides. RefSeq names its product tigger transposable element derived 2 (gene TIGD2). The coding region runs from base 1242 to 2819 and encodes 525 amino acids. The record is from RefSeq and is a predicted model, not a curated record. Lineage: Eukaryota; Metazoa; Chordata; Mammalia; Artiodactyla; Camelidae. Gene Ontology annotation, cellular component: nucleus. Gene Ontology annotation, molecular function: DNA binding. The transcript has 2 exons.
CGACGCUCGCCGCUCGCCGCCGCCGCCGCGCCGCCAGUGUCAGCCUCCCUCUGGAGACUCCAUUUGCCCUCAGGGCGGUCUGGCCCCCGCGAAGGCAGGCGGAGAGCGAUGCCCCCGGCCCGCGGACGGGCGUCCCUUGUGCCCAGCGCCCGCUCGCUCGCUGGCUGGCCGCCGCGGUGACAGCCUGGUCGCCAGCGUCCACGGAGGAAUCCGGGCUCCCUCCCCGGGAGCAAAGACGUCCCGCGUUCCGGAGCUCGUCCUGCGGGGAGAGGCCCUCGCUAACACGGCUUCUCUCUGACCUCUUAAUUUCAGGAGGUUUCCGAGGCUCCGAGUGCCUAUACAGCCCCCGACAGGAACUACUUCUGUUGGCCCAUCGAGGAUCAUCUUUCACCAGGAUUUUUGUAACAUCUUCACUGAGCCUUCCACCCCAUACCCUCUACCAUGAGCCCUGAUUUCUGCCAAUGAAGUUUUUUGGUGCUUUAACCACGUGACACCAUUUCUUGUCCACCUUUUUCCCUUUUCAGUUGCCAAAUACAUUAGGUAGAAGUUCGUGUCGUGUUAAAGUACAAAGUUUUGCCUGUCCACUUUCAGCUUAUUUGCACCGCUUACCUCUGUCCAGCUUGCCAUACCUUGCUUGCCUGUGAUUUCCAUAACCACUCACUUGCGUAACCUAUAGCAGUCCUUGCCUGGAGGGGCAGCAUUCCAUACAGCGCACUGCCUGACAAGGACAGCAGUUAGGGGGUGGGUGAGUUCUUCCAUUCUAGUUCCCUGUCUGUCAAGGCUGCAAGUCCUGUCUGAAACUAUUUACUCCCUAGCACGUUUCCCCUAAUACUCUCCCCUGAGUCUCAGUUCCUUCAGCAUAGAACCUUGCCCGUAAUGACGGCAGGAAGAAUUAGGUAUGCAGUAGGGCUGUCUUAGAGACUUUGCUGGUCUGGCAUUGGUUGCCAUCUCUGUUGAAAUUGCAAUUCACGAAAUGAUCUUAAACUCAGUGGGAAAGAAGCAAGCUAGAAGAUAGGAGUAAUUGGAGCUAGUCCUUAUUGAAAGAACUUUGAAAGUUUUAAAGCAGCCAAGCGAAGAGAGUCACAUAAGCCUUGCCUAGAAAUUGGCCAGCACACUUGUCCAUCUAGAUUCAAAGGGUGAGGAAAGGGAUCUUAAAACACCAUUUUCUAGUCUCAUUGUGCUCAAAUCUACGUUGUUAAAUAUCUUGUUCUAGUAAUCGCCUAAAAUAUUACACCCUUAAGAUGUUGGGGAAACGUAAGCGUGUGGUGUUGACAAUUAAGGACAAGCUUGACAUUAUUAAGAAACUUGAGGAAGGCAUCUCUUUCAAAAAACUUUCUGUGGUGUAUGGAAUUGGUGAAUCCACAGUUCGUGAUAUUAAAAAGAACAAGGAAAGGAUAAUAAACUAUGCAAACAGUUCAGAUCCUACAAGUGGGGUUUCCAAACGUAAAUCUAUGAAGUCAUCAACAUAUGAGGAACUCGACAGAGUUAUGAUAGAGUGGUUUAACCAACAGAAAACAGAUGGGAUUCCAGUGUCCGGAACGAUUUGUGCAAAACAAGCCAAGUUCUUUUUUGACGCGCUGGGGAUGGAAGGUGAUUUUAAUGCAUCUUCUGGCUGGCUAACUCGAUUUAAGCAGCGCCACGGUAUUCCAAAGGCUGCUGGUAAAGGAACAAAAUUGAAAGGAGAUGAAACUGCUGCCAGUGAGUUUUGUGGUAACUUUCAGGAAUUUGUUGAGAGAGAGAAUCUACAACCAGAGCAAAUUUAUGGUGCUGAUCAAACUGGAUUGUUCUGGAAAUGUCUGCCAUCAAGGACAUUAGCUCUUGAAACUGAGCAGAGUACCUCUGGUUAUCGGUCAAGCAGGGAGAGAAUCAUUAUUAUGUGUUGCGCCAAUGCCACAGGUUUACACAAACUUAAUCUGUGUGUUGUGGGAAAAGCAAAAAAACCCCGUGCGUUCAAGGGUGCUGACCUUUCAAACCUUCCUGUCACUUACUUCAGUCAAAAAAGUGCAUGGAUAGAACAUUCUGUUUUCAGGCAGUGGUUUGAAAAAUACUUUGUGCCACAGGUACAGAAGCAUUUGAAAUCCAAGGGUCUUCUAGAAAAAGCAGUGCUUCUUUUGGAUUUCCCCCCGGCACAUCCAAAUGAAGAAUUGUUGAGUUCAGAUGAUGGCAGAAUAAUUGUGAAAUAUUUACCACCAAACGUCACAAGUCUAAUUCAACCUAUGAGCCAAGGAGUUCUAGCCACAGUAAAAAGAUACUACCGAGCAGGACUUCUUCAGAAAUACAUGGACGAAGGAAUUGACCCAAAAAUGUUCUGGAAGAACUUGACAGUGUUGGAUGCCAUUUAUGAAGUGUCAAGAGCUUGGAAUAUGGUAAAAUCAAGUACUAUAACCAAAGCAUGGAAAAAACUUUUCCCUGGCAAUGAAGAGAAUUCAGGCAUGAAUAUUGAUGAAGGAGCCAUUUUAGCAGCUAACUUAGCAACCGUUUUACACAACACAGAAGACUGUGAGCAUGUUGACAUCGAGAAUAUUGACCAGUGGUUUGACUCCCGGAGUAACGACUCUAGCUGUCAGGUGCUAACUGACAGUGAAGGUGCGGAGGACCAGGCCAAGCCUGCUGAACACAAGCCUUUCAGUAAGACUAGGAAAACAGAACUGAAUCCAGAGAAGCAUAUUAGCCAUAAAGCUGCCCUUGAAUGGACCGAAAAUUUACUCGACUACCUUGAACAACAAGAUGACAUGCUUCUGUCUGACAAACUGGUAUUGCGGAGGCUUCGAACGAUAAUAAGAAGAAAACAGAAGAUCCAGAAUAGCAAAAGUCAUUAAUAAUGCUCUUAAGGGCUUCAGUGGAUUUGCAUCGUUGUGACUUUAUCUGCAGUGGAACUUAAUUAUCUUGUUUGAAAUGCUGUGGAUUUCAAGGCCAAAUACAUUUUAUAAAUGACUGUAGGAUUAGAUGCCGUUUUGGAUUACUUAAAUCACUGCGCUUUCAUGUCGAUUCUAGGAAGUGAGCCUUGACCUGUACCUUGUCCGUCCCGUUUCUAAUCUGUAUUAUACUAAUUAGAUCAUAAGGUACCUGAGGCCAGGGAUUUUGUGUCUGUUUUGUGCCUGAAUUUCAUUAUGUCUAAUAGAGGACCAUGCACACUGUAGGCAAUCAAUAAAUCUGACUUAAAUUGAA